AAUCUCAUCUUCGUUGCGCGCUUGCAGGCCCACAGACGCCGCAUCUCGGGACCGCGCGCGCUUGGUGUGCAUACAUCUCACUCGCCUUCGUGAUUGCUGCUCGCUCCAUCAUCAUAGCAUCCGGUUUCGCGCCGCCACACGUCGUGCUUGCUCAAGAUGACUUCCAAAAAAGUCAACGGCAAGGGCAACGGCAACGUCAACGUCAACGGCAAGCAGCCGUUCGACGUGGCAGCAGACGAGUAUCAAUCUCCCUUUUCUCUACCUCCACGUCCUCCCACAGAACCAUCAACGCAGCCAUCAUCGCCAUUCUUUGAUGAUGCAGAAAGAGCAGAGGCUCUGGCUUGGGCUCGCGAGCACGAUGGCGAUGCAGAGACCAACGGCACAGGGACGGCCGCGGAGAUGGGCAUCAGCAUAGGUGGGAGGCGCAGAAGGGACAGCCAAGUGGGCAGCUAUGCCGACGAUGGCGGUCUCAGUUCCAGCAUCUUUGACGGUCCCACCGCUGGUGCCGUGCCAAGCAGCGUGAGCAGCAUGCACCAUCAUUUGUCCCGCCCUGAGCUAUCUCGCCGCGCUUCCAACAGAUCAAGGCAGCGCAUUUCCCGCGAGUACUCCAACUCGCCCACCCGCUCUCGCAAGAUCAGCACCUCUUCCAUUCGCAGCAGCGGUGAUUUGGAUGAUGCAGAGGCUGACGAUACAAGGAGUGCAGCGGAAAGCGUUCGAAGUAUCGCUGCCCGCUCGAGUUUCGGUCGCAAGAGGCGCGUGGCAUCUCGCCGGGAAGCCGAGGAAGUGGAUGCGAGCGAAGAACGUCCCCGCGGCGUGCUUGGCAGCUUCAUGGCUUCGCUUCGAGGCGGACAGCAAGCAUCAUCAGAGGAGCAAGAUGCUUCGGGCUCACAGCGACCCCUAAUGAGCCGUCGCAGGAGCUCUUCGUCCGUCGUCAGCCGCUCAUCUCGUCCCUCCUCCGACCGCGGAGGCGGCGGAGGUUGGAGCGAGGAAGAAUACGGCACGGAUGAUAACGAGGAUGAAGACGACCAAGACGGGGACUAUAUCAGCGAUGCAGAUAGCCUGCACAGCAGCACCUCCGAUGAAGAUGGCGAUCGGGGAAGAGGCGGCUUGCUGCCUUCCGCCUUUGGCAUGGUGGGCGGUCAGGUCGACCCCGUCUUUGGAGAUAAUCGAGUCACGCUGGAUCACGAGCCUCGCGACGAGCUGGACGAAGAGCUGGGUGCGAGCGCUACCAAUGAAGCUGGAGCUGGCGACUCGAGCGGCUUUGCGCGUGGUCGUUCUGGCUUUCUUCCCGACAUUGAGGCAGCUGCAGCAGCGCCAACAGCGGCUGCUCAAGAAGCUGCGCGAGUCAAGGAGGAAAUGUCUUACCUGGACAAGGACAGCAGAUCGAAGCAGCAAAUCUAUCUCGCCGAAGACGACGCCUUGAUUCGAUUCACUGGCUACCGCUCCGUGCCCACAAAGCAGCUCACUUACACUCUCGCCUGCAUCCUCACCCUCGGCAUCGUCUACUUGCUAGGCCGAUGGCUGCCACGUUGGCGCCUUCGCUGGGUAUGCACACUUGCCGACUUUGAUUCUGCCGAUUUCAUCAUCGUCGAGAAUCAAUGGGGAGACAUGGUCAAGGUCAAGCCCGAUACGGUGCCCUUUGCUCGGCCCCUCGCCACCGUCUUUCCCGUCUCGUCUAGAGAGCCGCCCAGCACCCCUGCAGAGCAUCAGUCUGCUCCUCCCGUCGCCCUUCCGCCUGGCCUAGUGCUCAACGGCAAGUCGGCGUCUGCGCGUAGCAGCAUCGCCGAAGCGUCCAAAAUCGCGCCCGCGCAGACGCGCACGCCCGCCUCUUCGCUUCCCAUGCUCGCAGGCGUCCAGACGGAGCAGCUCAUGGAGCUCACGUUUCUAGACUAUCGCUACACGCGCUUCGCUCUCCAUCCGCCUUCGGGCCGCUGGCGCAUGAUCAAAGAUUGGCGCGAUCCAACGUGGACAUCCACCGCUUCAGCCGCCAAGGGCAUCAGCUGGGACGCCGAAAAGGAUCGCACAACGUUGUUUGGCGAGAAUGUCAUCGACAUUGCGGGCAAGACGACGUGGCAAUUGCUCGUCGAUGAAGUUUUGCACCCUUUUUACAUGUUUCAGAUCGUAUCGAUCGUUUUGUGGAGCAUCGACGAUUACUACUACUACGCCGCUUGCAUCGCUCUCAUCAGCGCUGCAUCCAUCAUCACGACCUUGCUCGAGACCAAGCGCACCAUUGCGCGCAUGCGCGCCAUGAGUCGAUUCACAUGCCCCGUCAGGGUGCUGCGAGAGGGCAGCUGGGCCGAUCGUGAUAGCUCGGAACUCGUGCCGGGUGACGUGUACGACGUGGCAGAGUCGAGCUUGCUCCUGUUCCCUGCUGACAGCGUGCUGCUCAGCGGUGAUGCGAUCGUCAACGAGAGCAUGCUCACGGGAGAGUCGGUGCCCGUCAGCAAAGUGCCUCUCGCGGAUUCGGGCAUGCUCGGCCUGCACUCGCCUUCAGGAGAAAUCUCGCCCGAUUUGGCGCGCCACUUUCUCUUUGCGGGAACGAGAAUCAUCCGAAUUCGGCCUACUACGGGCGGCGGGGACGAUGCUGGGGCAAAAGCAAUGGUUGUGCGCACUGGGUUCGACACGACCAAGGGCGCACUAGUCCGCAGUAUGCUGUUCCCCAAGCCCAUGGGAUUCAAGUUCUACCGCGACUCUUUUAGAUUUAUCGGAUUCCUUGCCGGCAUUGCGGGCGUCGGCUUCCUUGCCAGCUCCAUCAACUUUAUCAAGCUCGGCAUUGGCAUUCACACCAUCAUUCUGCGUGCCCUCGACCUGAUCACCGUCGUCGUUCCUCCUGCUCUUCCCGCGACCAUGAGCAUCGGCACCACCUUUGCCAUCGCUCGUCUGCGCAAAGGAGGCAUCUUUUGCAUCUCUCCCAAUCGCGUCAACAUUGGAGGCAAGAUCAAUGUCGUGUGCUUUGACAAGACUGGUACCUUGACUGCAGACGGCCUCGACGUCUUGGGCACUCGUACGAUCGACCUGCGCGCCAAAAGGUUCAGCGAGCUCCACGAGACCGUCGAAGAGAUGCCUGUCAAUGGCAGCAACACUCCGAGCGAUGUGGAAGCCCGCAAGAUGCCCCUCCUGUACGCCCUGGCUACGUGUCAUAGUCUCAAGGUCGUCGAUGGGGAGGUCAUUGGCGAUCCUUUGGAUGUCAAGAUGUUCGAGUAUACCGGCUGGACUCUCGAUGAAGGCAAGGACGCUGCACAAGCGACCACAAAGAGCGGUACGGCAAAGGAUGGCAAGAGUCGACUGACCGAUAGAGCGCCUGCGCUGGUACAAACGGUCGUUCGCCCACCUGGUGGUCAGCACUUUGAAGUCGAAGAUGCCGUCAAGCCAGGCAAGCAUGCACAUUUUCUCGAAUUGGGCGUGCUGCGCACGUUCGAAUUCGUGUCCCAGCUCCGUCGAAUGAGCGUCAUCGUCAAGCGCCUCAAAUCCCCUUCCAUGGAAGUCUACGUCAAGGGAGCGCCCGAAGUCAUGACGGAGAUCUGCGAACGCGAUUCGUUCCCUGCCGACUACGAUGACCUGCUGGCGUACUACACCAAGCACGGAUAUCGUGUGAUUGCUUGCGCAGGCAAGACGAUGCCCAACAUGAGCUGGAUCAAGGCGCAGCGAAUGAAGCGAGAGCAGGCAGAGAGCAAGCUGCGAUUUCUGGGAUUGAUCAUCUUUGAGAACAAGAUCAAAGAAGGGACCGCGCCGGCCAUUCAAGAGCUGAUGAAUGCCAACAUUGUCUGCAAGAUGGCCACCGGAGACAAUCCACGCACUGCCAUCAGCGUCGCGCGCGAGUGUGGCAUGGUCGACCAAUCGGCCCACGUCUUCUUGCCAACGUUUGUGCACGGUGAUCAAAAGUCGCCAGACGCAGUCAUCGACUGGUCGAGCGUCGACGACGAGCGGGUCAAAUUGGAUGCGUUUCGCCUCAAGCCGUUGCGCGACGAUCCGCACCUAGACGAGCUCGACUUUCAAGAUUAUCAGCUCGCUGUCACGGGUGACAUUUUCCGGUGGAUGAUCGACUAUGCGCCGAUCGAGACGCUUCGCCGGAUGCUCAUCAAGGGCACCAUUUUCGCGAGAAUGUCGCCCGACGAAAAGCACGAGCUCAUCGAGCGAUUGCAAGCGCUGGGCUACACGACUGGUAUGUGCGGAGACGGUGCAAAUGACUGCGGUGCCCUCAAAGCCGCAGAUGUGGGCAUCUCUUUGAGCGAAGCCGAAGCAUCGGUCGCCGCUCCGUUCACUUCCAGUUCGCCAGAUAUUUCGUGCGUCAUCGACGUCAUCAAAGAAGGCCGCGCUGCCAUCACUUGCAGCUUUGGGUGUUUCAGCUUCAUGGCGCUGUACAGUCUGAUCCAAUUCACGACCAUCACGUUGCUCUACGGCUUUGCAUCUUCCCUCGGCGACUUUCAAUUCCUCUACAUCGAUCUCGGCCUCAUCAUUCCGCUGGCCGUGGCCAUGGCUCGUGGUCUGCCUUUCGAUACGAUCCAUCCCAAGCGACCCACGGCGAACCUGGUGUCCAAAAAGGUGCUGAUCAGCAUGCUUGGACAGGUCGUGAUCUGCGCUGCUGCGCAAUUCUUCACCUUCUUCUACACUCGCGCCCAGCCCUGGUACACGCCGCCCAUUGUGAAUCCGGACAAGCUGGACGUGGUCAACCCGGAAAACUCUGCCCUCUUCUUGGUCUCGUCCUUCCAGUACAUUAUCGUCUGCGCCAUCUUUAGUGUCGGACCACCAUACCGCAAGCCCUUGUACACCAACCCGAUGCUGGUGGCGGCGCUCGUCAUUCUCUCAUUCUGCAGCUUGUACUUUCUCUUUGUCCCCUCUGGAUUCAUCUUUGAGCUCCUGGGACUUGUGGAAUUCCCUCGAAGCUUCCACUUUGCCCUGCUCGCCGUCGUCUUGGUCAACACUGCAGCGUGCUUCGCGUUUGACGCGUACGGCAAGCAGCCCCUCACCUCUGCUAUCAAGGCCAUGCAGAGGUACUGGAGACGGCGCAAUCGUCGCGAUGAGCGCGUCACCAAGAGCGGCAAGGUGUACAAGCAGGUGGCCGCGGGCAUGAUCGAGGAAGCUUGAUCGAGGGCGGCGUGCGGCGUGGGCAGGCACGCAUACUCAUCCCCGGGACAGUCCCAUGUAGAAGCUCGGAAAGUAAUCAAUUCGCA
Molecule: messenger RNA, 5171 nt
Organism: Ceraceosorus guamensis
Lineage: Eukaryota; Fungi; Basidiomycota; Exobasidiomycetes; Ceraceosorales; Ceraceosoraceae
Exons: 4
Coding region: 157-5085 (1642 amino acids)
Biological process (GO): intracellular calcium ion homeostasis
Cellular component (GO): membrane
Molecular function (GO): P-type ion transporter activity; ATP binding; ATPase-coupled monoatomic cation transmembrane transporter activity
Source: RefSeq, a predicted model, not a curated record